This is a messenger RNA of Pyrus x bretschneideri (Chinese white pear), 1503 nucleotides long. Its product is annotated as protein ABA DEFICIENT 4, chloroplastic. The coding region runs from base 62 to 859 and encodes 265 amino acids. The record is from RefSeq and is a predicted model, not a curated record. The transcript is spliced from 6 exons. Lineage: Eukaryota; Viridiplantae; Streptophyta; Magnoliopsida; Rosales; Rosaceae.
AGUUCUUUCCUUAUCUUCAUUUUUUUCCCAAUUCCUAAUUUCAGUACUGUAAAAACAUAUUAUGGAGCAGCCGUUAUUACUUGUUUACAGGGUUUCUGGUCUCACAACAGAGAUGGCCUUCUCUUCUUGCUUUUGCCAUUCUUCAUUCUCCUUCAAGGUUGACUAUGGCAAGAAGACUAUAAGACAUUGGAGCAACGAUAGAAGUGCACAAAGCUUCACAUUUACGCUGAGAGGUUAUAACACUGAAGUCUUAGGUCAACAACUUGUGACAGUGGAAUCUCACAUGCACAAGGACUGGAGUUUUGUCGGAGGUUCAACAGUUACUAUAAGACCAAAACUUGAGAGAUCUAUUCCACAUCGAAAAUGCUCUGGAGUAUACAUGUCAUGGUUGGCAAGUUCUCAAAUUGCUAGUAGAGUUUUUACUUUGGCAACGACUGCAGUUCUCCCAUUUUAUGCCCUCAUGGUUCUGGCACCUAAAGCUCAACUGACAAAAGUAUUUACAGAGAGUAGUAUACCAUAUGUUCUGCUUGGAGUUCUUUAUGCCUAUCUACUAUACCUCUCUUGGACUCCUGAAACGCUUCGGUUGAUUUUUGGAAGUAAAUACUGGCUGCCUGAGCUGACUGGUAUAGCAAAGAUGUUCACCAAUGAGAUAACAUUAGCUUCUGCCUGGAUUCACUUGUUGGUUGUUGAUCUCUUUGCUGCAAGGCAGGUUUUCAGCGAUGGUCUGCAAAACCAAAUAGAGACUCGACAUUCAGUUUCUCUUUGCCUGUUUUUCUGCCCCAUUGGAAUACUGACUCAUGUCGUUACCAAAGCACUUACUAAAAGUGGUGGAAGCUUAAGCAGUCACAGUAUACAUUGACAACUAAACUAUGCUGAAACAAUCUAAGAAUUUAGGGAAGUUGAAAAAAAAAAAAAAAAAAAAACAACUUUCACUUGAAUGAAGUCGCUUAAUUUUAUAGAUUCCUUUAAAUCACUGAUCUUAUUGGAAUGAUUAAGUUAUUUAAUGAUUGUUGUUAGUUGUUACCAUUGUAUUGAGCCAAGAGCACUAAUUGUAGCAAUUUAGUUCUGGCACCUCUUCAUCUUCUUUCUUGCACCUCGAUAAAUAGAUGUCGGAGGAAGCCUUUGUUGAUUGUUCUCUCUGUAAUGUCAUGCUCCUCGGUAGAUGGAUGUGGUUUGUUGUAUUGUACUGAUGUUCUAGUGACCAGUAAGAGUUUCCAGCACCACUGAGGACAUAUGCCAAUUGUCGAACCUCGUGUAAGUUCCGUAUGGUAUCAGAGUGGGAUCGUCUGCUGUUUUUCAAUUCAAUCUGAUGGCGAAGAUCCAAAGUAUGAGGAAUGCUUUGCCUGUUGCCAGCCAGGAUCAGCAAUCCAAGGUCUUGAGAAUUUUGUCUUUUUUAUUUUGCAUGACAUCUUUGGAUCUCUUUCAAGGAGAUGCAUGGAAUUCAAAACAAUGCAGACAUGAUUUUUCAGUUGAACAAGGAUAAAAGCAGAUGUUCUUUAUUCA